Messenger RNA from Lutra lutra (Eurasian river otter), 1404 nucleotides. RefSeq names its product thioesterase superfamily member 4 (gene THEM4). The record is from RefSeq and is a predicted model, not a curated record. Lineage: Eukaryota; Metazoa; Chordata; Mammalia; Carnivora; Mustelidae. Bases 192 to 1040 code for a protein of 282 amino acids. The transcript is spliced from 6 exons.
CAGGCCGUUUGUGUCGAAACCCUGCGCGCCCUCUGAGCGAUGCUGCGGAGCUGCGUCUACCGACUGCGGACACCGGGAGUCCUCUGCGGCCCGCUGGGAGGCGCGUCCCCGCCGGCGAGGGACUCGUGGCCGCUGCCUGACCUGGGACCUCUGCACCAUUCUACUUGCUGCCUGGGCACAGGAGUGGUAGCAUGGCCCAGUGCUGCAGAGAAAUAGCAUGGGUGGAAGCCAUGGUUACGAUGACAGCAAGCACCUGUCUGCCCAACCUCUGCCCCCUCUUUUUAUUCUGUUUCUUGAGGUCAUAUUCAUCAGAGGUUGUUCACGUCGACCUUUCUCUCCCCAACCCCAGCUGGAGCAAGGACAUGAGACUCAUUUUUGACCAGUUCAUGAAGAAGAGUGAAGAUAGCUCUUGGAAACGUUUGCCUUCAUAUAAAUUUACAUCUUCUAAAAGGCUUGAAGAGGUCAAAACCUUUUUUCCUGAUGCAAAGCCUGUGAAAGAAGAACCAUUGUCACAGGCUCGGCUCUUUCCCAGAAGCCUUGAAGAAGGUCUGGGGUUUGAAUAUGCGAUGUUCCAUAAUCAUGUUGAAAAUAGGACAGUUUGCAUAUUGCAAGGAGGUCCUUACCUGCAAGGAAUACCUGGAUUCCUUCACGGAGGUGCCAUUGCAACCAUGAUUGAUUCUACUGUUGGUAUGUGUGCAGUUAUAACUGGGGGAGCUGUCAUGACUGCCAAUCUCAACAUCAAUUUUAGAAGGCUUAUUUGUAAAAACUGGAUCCUAAAAAAAGUUCGCCAUAAAAGUUUCUGGUGCAUUCUGCACCAACCUGCACUGGGCUUUCCUUCCCUCCAGAAGAAGCUGGUGUCUCUGGUCCUGCCCUGCUUACCUGCUUUUGAGGCCCCCCAGGGGGUGAAGCCGCUAAUACUGAUCUUCCUGAACAAAUCUUCGGAAUACAACUCCAGGAGCUGUUCGCACCUUCUAAACUCUUUUAACACAGAAGGACUCUCUGUGACAGUAUCAGCAGUUCUUUAUGUGUCCUCAGAAUAAGUUCUGGUUCUCCUGAAUUUGAAUGGGCUCCUUAAGGUUGCAUAAGCAUGGUGUCUGCCCCAUUGCCGACUGAAGAAAUUCAUAUUGAACUCUUACACAAAAAAAAAAAAGAAAGAAACUCUUACCACAACUAGAAAAUGCCAGAAAACUGAAGGAAGUUGUGUGUGUGUGUGUGUGUGUGUGUGUGGUGUAUGUGUGUGUAUGUGUGUGUAUGUGUGUGUGAGAGAGAGAGAGAGGUAAAUAACAAAGCUCGCUAUAUUAUAUCCAAACAAAUCUUUUUUGGCCACAGUAGGAAGCACAACUAUUUCCUUUAGGAAUGAACGAUACCUCAACUCUGAAUCCUAGGGAUUAAAUAGCUGUACCA